Funneliformis caledonium is the source of this 252-nucleotide messenger RNA. NCBI's taxonomy places the organism in Eukaryota, Fungi, Glomeromycota, Glomeromycetes, Glomerales, Glomeraceae. The record is from the annotation of a GenBank genome assembly.
AUGACUCGAAAAAAUCUUGGCCCUUGUUCUAUUCAUAAUUGUCAAAUAAAUUCAAAUCAAUAUCGCGGAAUUACAACUAAUGCAUUAAGAAAAGCAAAAGAAAAAGGCACCUUUGACCAAUAUAAUUAUUUAGAAUUUGGAAAACAAUUAUGUUAUCCGCAUUAUCUUAGUAUUAUUGAACCCGAUCGCAAUAAAAAAUUACAAACUAAUAGUAUUCGAAAUAAUCCUAAUAUUCCUAAUAUACAAAAUAAU